AUUUUUCCUUUUUUUUUUCAAUUUAUUGGGCCGAAUUGUUUUUCCCUGAAUUCCCGCACGUCAGAGAUGGGGAAAAACUUUUCGUCCUUUUUUGCUGAAUUUUUGCUGAAUUCUCGCACAAAGCAAGUCGGAGAUGACAGGAGCAGGCCUCAAGAAAAUCUUCGCCGGCGACCGGAGGAGUGAAGAAGCCACACCGCUUUCGUACCGGGAUGGUGCGCUCCGGGAGAUCCGCAACUGCAAGAAGAUUACCAAAUGGUAAAUCCGAAUGAGAAUUUUUCUACAGAUUGGAGAAUCAUGUGAGACUCAAAGGCUCACUUGGAAGAAAGCCUCAAUCAAGCCUAAGCCUUAGAAGAUAAUCGAAAUAAUCCCGGACGAUGUAGAAAGAGUUGCAGAGCCCAACAAGUCAAAUCCGGCCAAAAAAUCAUGGAAAAUGAAAGCUCCAACGCUGAGUUCGACUUUCAGUGCAAAAAGCAAGGUGGAAGACCACCCAUGACUUGGUACUCCGAAUCGUUCACGGGCGUGCCCAUGAGUGACAUGAACAUGCGGCCUGACCCUUGCCGCAACUAUCCAGGAAGGACUUACCGGUUUUACACUGGAGACACCGUACACAAUUUCGGAUACGAGCUAAUUUAUUUGUGCAACAACAUCUUCGGGUGGAAACUGCAGGUCAAGCGGGGUCGUCGCAUAGAAAAGCUUCUCAAUAGGUUCAGAUUUUGGCCUUCUUAUCCAAAUUCAUGAUAUAACGCCCGUCGGCGCUUUUCCUUAGUCGCAUUUCGGUCAGCACCAGAUCAGGGGGAUUUGUGGAGGCCUUGCAUGUACACUACGAAUGGUUUAUGCAAGGAUGGUGGCGAAUGUAAGUUUGGUUUCCCGUGAGCUGUUUGCGUUGGGUCGGGUCACGGAUAUCCCCUUCUCUUUCUCACCCGUCGCCCCUCAACCGGGUCUCGCUUCGAUUUACCUAAUGCGAGGAUAUAUUCAUUGGCCAGGUUAUCUAAAAAAAUCAUCGUGUUGUGUUGUGUUGCUCCUGACUAUUGAUGGUAUUGAGAUAAAUAGAAACCAUAUAAUUUUGAUAUAUUUCUCCUUGAAAUCAAUUUCUCUUGAAGAUAAUAAUUGUUCUCAACUCUUUGUGCAGUAGACGAUCAAUCGUUUUCAUUACUAUUUUUAUUUUGUCUCAUUUUUAUUUUUAUGUGUACUGCAAUUCAUAAGUGCUCAUUUGAGUGCGUGUGUUAUUCUCUACAUUUUAUUGUGUGGUUUUUCACCUUUUUGGGUUGGUCAGUUCUUUUAAUAAAUUGAGAAUCUAUCACUAAUAUCCUAGAAGAUACCAAGUCUUCCAAAAUAAAAUACAUACUUCGAUCUUAGGCACCAAAUUUCAAUUUUAAUUUUUUAGCUAUUUACGGUUGCCUAUGGUUUGUAGUUUUCUUAAUUAACUCCAUUUUUCUUCUUUGGCAAUGAUUUUUAGAAUAAAAGAAAAAUAACGGCUUUACUUAGAAUCCUUUGGUUUCUGAAUGUAUCGAAAUUGAGAAAAGGUUAGUAAAUCACCCGUGUCUUCAUCUUUAUUAAUUUGUGUUCCCGAAAUAAAAAUAUUAUUAAUGUGAGGAUUUCGUUGAAUUUGAGCGGUUGCAAGUGGAACUUGUUUAGUCCAAAGGCUUUUUUAUUUUUAUGUUUUGGUUGUUAGUCACAUUAUUUCAUGUCAAAGAUUUUUGUUUUUUAAUUAUCUCACGUAGAAAGAGUGGUAGAUGGUAUAGAAAUAGUGAUUCAGUUUGCUACAUAUGGUCCCAUUGUGAAUGUAAGUUGAUUCACUGUGAUGUUUCUAUUGUUAGUUGGGUCCAGGGCUAGGAAUAUUAACCACUAAUUCUCUUGUCAUUUUGUCAAUUGGAAUUUUGAUUAUGGACAUAUGUGGUUAUUUGGUUUAUGAUUACAUGCAUCACGAAAUAGUGCCAUCAAACAGAUUUAGUUAUAUAUGUAAUGAUAAUUAUUAUCAUCAAUAUCACUUGCGAGUCCAGCCUCUGUGGAACUACACGCCCACGCAGGCUUUGUCGUGGUCGAGCUCAUAAAUGACAUCUAUUUUGGUGAUGUCACAUUUUGAUGCUACAUAUGUCACUAUCAGAGGCUAGAAUAUAUGUCCUUCUGCACAUCUAUGCUCUUCUGUUUCCUUGUCCAAGUUUAUUGUUAUAUAGCCUGACAUCCAUUAUCUGAGCCAUCUACAUAGCAAAGGGCUUAAUUCACAAUGUUAAAUUUUAUGUGUGUUUUGAACUGUUACUUUAUAUCACAACCAUUUAUCGUUUCUGAGCAAAGGUCGUGAACCUUUGUUUUGCAAUAUAAAACUUUUUUUCUAGGCUUCUUUUAUGUUUUCUCUGUGUCUAAGAUCAUUUUGAUGAGUGGACUUGGUGAUGUCUUUAGGUUUGAGAAGGCCUACGAAGCGAAUCACCACGGGAAGAGUACCUAUUUUGGUGCUCAGGAAAGGGGCAAUAAGUUGUACUCUUGGGUGGCCAGAGAGGACGAUCGUACAUCAUCAAGAGGAGGAAAAUAGGAAAAAUGGGAAGCUGGUGGUGAAUUUGGCCAGCACGGUCGAGUCUCAAGAAAAAUGCCUCCAGGAGAAAGAGCCAAGCCCAGAGAGAGAGGGGAUCAAAGGAGGAAUGCACAUGAUCAUAUCUAGAGAAAUUCGAAGAAAAAACGAUAGUCACAUUGGAGCUAGAGAAAAAGAGUAAUGAUCUCAACGAGCUUGAAAUGGAAGAUUAUAUAGACUCCCAGAUAAAACAAUAAAGCACAUGCUCUUCUUAAGAAACGUAACCGAGGGGGCUGAUAAGUUGAGACAUCACAAGCACGAACUUGAUGGAAAAGACUAGAAAACCAGCUGACCUUGAGAAAAGAACAAGCUGGGCAGUCGAAUUAGAAAGUGAAAAACAGUCGUGGCCCAUUGUUGUGAAGGAUCUCAGUCACCCCGGACAAAUGAUGAUACAGAUUGUUGAUUCAUCGUUUGGAAUUAACUACUCCCGAGGGCAGGAUGGAAAAGAGCACGGAUGGUUCUUGGCGGGCCCGUUUCAUUGUCGCUACAGUCUUUGCUACAUAUUCGAUUCUUUCCACACUAAUGU
Striga asiatica is the source of this 3089-nucleotide messenger RNA. Lineage: Eukaryota; Viridiplantae; Streptophyta; Magnoliopsida; Lamiales; Orobanchaceae. The record is from the annotation of a GenBank genome assembly.